Penicillium hordei is the source of this 240-nucleotide messenger RNA. RefSeq lists its product as uncharacterized. The transcript is spliced from 2 exons. The record is from RefSeq and is a predicted model, not a curated record. Lineage: Eukaryota; Fungi; Ascomycota; Eurotiomycetes; Eurotiales; Aspergillaceae. The coding region runs from base 1 to 240 and encodes 79 amino acids.
AUGGUCAUCCAGGGAAUCCUGCGACAUGUAGGGCAGUUUGUCGAUGAUACCAAGCUCACGGGCAAGGAGAAGUUGGUCCGCAUCCACCACCCACAGAUUGCCACAAAGAAGAGUGAGAUUUCCAACCCAGUUCGUGUAGCCUUGAGAAACCAUGCUGUUUGCUUUUUCGAUGGCAAGGAAGUUGGAUCUAUCCAAUGCCCAGUCAACUUUGCCAAUCGCAUUCGAGAUUUUCUGCAUUGA